AUGGCUUCUAUCGGACGACUAUGGUUGGAGAUUGCUCAUCGGCUUGCCAGCAGUUUGGUAAUUCCAUUCAAUGUUCUUGAUUAUGCGCAGUCUCUUCUUGUUCUUUUCCACAAAGUUGAAGUACAAGUCGCGAAGCUGGAUAUUGUGAAGGAAGCUCCAUGGCUGCCACAUAAGCUGAGUAGUCUGAAAGAAGCACUGCGGAGAUUCUACAAUACAGCAAGAAGGAUCCAAAUGGAGGCGGAGGACAUUACGAAUGCUGCAACUGACGUAACUCCUCAACGCCUGGAAUCUAUCAACUUUCGCCUUCAACACAUUGAACGCUCCUUCAUAGAUAUAAAUUCGCAGAAUCCAUAUUACAAACAUUUGGUCUUUUCCCCAUCCUCGCAAACAUCACGGUUCACAUCUUUUUCAAGUAUCCUCGAUCCAGCCUUAUAUUAUCACUUGUUUCGCAAUGAAACCGAUUUGCACAACUUAGCCAUGGCUAUCACAAAGGUGCAAUAUGCCGUUGAAACUGCCAUUGAUACAUUGCAUUGA
Cylicostephanus goldi is the source of this 534-nucleotide messenger RNA. The record is from the annotation of a GenBank genome assembly. Lineage: Eukaryota; Metazoa; Nematoda; Chromadorea; Rhabditida; Strongylidae.